Culicoides brevitarsis is the source of this 664-nucleotide messenger RNA. RefSeq names its product small ribosomal subunit protein eS7 (gene RpS7). Lineage: Eukaryota; Metazoa; Arthropoda; Insecta; Diptera; Ceratopogonidae. The transcript has 3 exons. Bases 78 to 656 code for a protein of 192 amino acids. Gene Ontology annotation, biological process: ribosomal small subunit biogenesis; rRNA processing; translation. The record is from RefSeq and is a predicted model, not a curated record. Gene Ontology annotation, cellular component: small-subunit processome; cytosolic small ribosomal subunit; 90S preribosome. Gene Ontology annotation, molecular function: structural constituent of ribosome.
GUUCAAAAUGACGUCUUGUAUGAAACGUGGUCGAUUGUCAGUCCUUUUCUUUUUGAUUCAGCCAUACGAGCAGAACUAUGGUUUUGAUUACGAAAGUAGUGAAAUCCGGCGGCGCCGAUCCCGAUGCCUUUGAGCAAUCCAUCGGUCAAGCCUUGUUGGAACUCGAAAUGAACUCCGACUUGAAGCCCCAAUUGCGCGACUUGCACAUUACGCGUGCCCGCGAAGUCGAAUUUGGCAGCAAGAAGGCAAUCGUCAUCUACGUGCCCGUACCAAAACAAAAGGCUUUCCAGAAGAUCCAGACACGCUUGGUGCGCGAAUUGGAAAAGAAAUUCUCCGGCAAGCACGUCGUUUUCGUUGGCGAACGCAAAAUUUUGCCGAAACCACGUCGCGGACGUCCCGAUCCCAACAAACAAAAGCGCCCACGCUCACGCACCUUGACGGCAGUCUACGAUGCCAUCUUGGAGGACUUGGUAUUCCCCGCAGAAAUUGUCGGAAAACGUAUCCGCGUGAAGCUCGAUGGUUCGCAAUUGAUUAAAGUACACUUGGACAAAAAUCAACAAACCACGAUUGAACACAAGGUCGACACCUUCACCUCAGUCUACAAGAAAUUGACAGGACGUGACGUCACCUUCGAGUUCCCUGAACCAUAUUUGUAAAUGAUUCG